CACACAGCAGGUACUGACUGCUCUGUCUAAACUGAAAGCACUUGGUCUGAUUCAUGCUGAUCUAAAACCAGAGAAUAUCAUGCUUGUUUCGUCCACUAAUGGCCCAUUGCGUUACCGUGUUAAAGUUAUUGACUUUGGUUCAGCAUGUCACAGUUCCAAAGCCGUUCAAAAUACUUAUCUACAGUCAAGGUAUUAUAGAGCUCCUGAGAUAUUACUUGGGCUUCCCUUCAAUGAGGCUAUUGAUAUAUGGUCCCUUGGUUGCGUCAUAGCCAAACUGUUCCUUGGUUGGCCUCUGUAUCCUGGCUCCUCAGAAUACGAUCAAAUGCGGUACAUCGUCGAAACUCAAGGCCUUCCACCACCUGACUUGCUGCAGAAUGCAGGGAAGCGCAAUACCUUUUUUGUCCGCGAUCCAUAUCAUUGCGAUUGGCGCCUUAAAACUCAGGAGGAAUACGCCCUGGAAACUGGUCAGCAGGCGAAGGAGGCUCGGAAAUACUUCUUUACGUCGCUGAGCCAGAUUUGCGAUGUCUCUGGCCUUCUUCCUUCAGAUGAUUUUGAUAGCGAACUCGAGCAGGAAGACAGGCAACAGUUUGCUUCUUUGCUAUCGCUUAUGCUGAAAAUGCGUCCAACUGAACGCGUUCUCCCUGAUAACGCGUUAUUCCAUCCAUUUAUCACCAUGGUUCAUCUGCAAACGUGCCCAUUUUCGAAAAGUUUUCAUGAGUCAAUCGCCCUUAUGCAAGUGUGCCACAAGGCUACUCGUAGACGGCAACUCCUCAAUUCUCGGAAUGCAUCAGACCAAUUCAGUUCGUUGCCCUCUUUGAAUGAUCCCUGCCCUAGUGUUGCCACUUCUGUGCUCCCAUCUCCAACAGAUCCGGACACAUCAUUUGUGGCACCGGAUCCUAGAAAUCCUGACAUUCAGCAGCCGAGUUCAGCUGUGGCCUACUACGCCGCUGCCGCAGUUGCAGCUUUGGCGAAGCCAAAUCCCCAAGUAGUCGCAUGUAUUGAUCCAAAACGUACUACGAAUUGCCUCCCGGAGCAAUAUGCUAUGUCCUCUCUGUCUACCGAUGAAUCUCAACAGCCUUCCAUCAGUUUACUUUCCGAUUCCAGUCACACUUGUUCAUUAUCAAACCAGCAUCCGACAGCGACAGUUUUACUAACACAAAACAAACCGGAGGUUGAUUCUCACCCAAACGCAGAUACUGUUGGGUUGUUAAAUUCCUGCGUUACUGUGCCGCAGUCACUUUCUCUUUAUGACCUUGUGGCCGCUGGUGGCACUGCUCUUUCGCUGCUGAACGCAGUCACUGCUCCAGCGUCUUCCACGGCGGCAGUGGCGCACACUCAUUUACGCAAUUCCACCCAUACUUCCUAUGACUGCAUCCCUCAUCAGGUCCAGCAACAUCAACAGUUGCCUGUCAAGUAUUGUAAGCUGGAUUCGACUCACUUACACUUAGAUCAAGCAGAGAGGGCAGCUCUCAUGCUUAGCUCAUAUUUGGGUCAGGAACAAGUUCAGUUAGCCCCAUGCGAGCCAUAUGUAUCGGUGCCCUCAUUCGCUUCCGGAGUCCGUCCGUGCAGAAUCGAGGCAGCAGACAUCCGUAAUACUUUAAAUGCCUUUGUCCAACAGCACCAGCUGUGCCAAACUCCUGCAGCUUUAACUGUACUCCGACAACACAGCCAGCAGCGGCAAGGUCUUGUUAAUCGGCAUCAUAAAUCUUUCGUUGGAAGCUCUCAUCCAUCUAACUUGUGUUCAGUUCACCCGACAGAUAGUCUUCGUUCUACUGGUGUUGUUUUACCAUCCGCAUCCACCAAUGGACUACUGAGCUAUGUUCAACCGCAUUCCCAACAUCACACUAGUGUUUCUCAAAGUGGACAAAACCGUGUUGCGAAUCUACAGCGUAUGUCAAGUUCUAAACUGGAACCUCGCAAUCAAAUUGUAUAUGACCACCAGCUGCAGCAUUCCGCUGUACUGGUCAACCCCAGCAUUCCAGUCCUGAACACGGCUCAUGCAUCUAGCCGUGACUCUUUUCACGUGCACCCCGCAUUAAUUCAUCAACAGCCCCAUCAUUCCUCUGCGCAAUUAUCCAUCCAAACAUGUAUGCAACUCAGCCGAACGCCGUCGCCAACGUCUGUCUCUAUAGAAAUGUCCUCCACUGCCGCUGGCGCUUCCGAGGCGCUGCUGCCUAUGAACCUGGCAACAACUUCUAAUUCUGAUGUUGUAAAUACCACCUUUGGGUGCCCAGCGCAGAAGUUGGCCUCGUCCGAUUCCUUGUCCUGUGCACCACCACACACCGAUUGGGUGCGCUAUCAUUCGUGUUCGACCAGUGGAGUGAAAUCAUUCGACCAUCAGGUGCAAGCUGUGCUUAAAUCGCGCUCCACAGCUGAUUUCUCCAUCUCUACAACUACCCACUGUCCUCCCAAUCCAGCGUCACAUUUGAACAAAACUUCGGAGUGCCAACUUCUCUCUCAUUCCGUGAGCACUUCACUGACCGACGUGAAGUACUCGCCCCCAGUCUCUUGCAGUACGAUUACGACCGUGGACUCCGACACUCUGUCCGCUGGUGGGAUGGAUAGACCCGAUCCUGCUGGACAAGCCACCUGUAGAGGGUCAUUCAACGAAAGUCUUCCCGGGGGCAUCCUCUCUUCGAUCAGAUAAGAAAAU
Messenger RNA from Dicrocoelium dendriticum, 2653 nucleotides. NCBI's taxonomy places the organism in Eukaryota, Metazoa, Platyhelminthes, Trematoda, Plagiorchiida, Dicrocoeliidae. The record is from the annotation of a GenBank genome assembly.